Messenger RNA from Chlamydomonas reinhardtii, 3936 nucleotides. RefSeq lists its product as uncharacterized. The record is from RefSeq and is a predicted model, not a curated record. The transcript is spliced from 11 exons. Bases 660 to 2675 code for a protein of 671 amino acids. Lineage: Eukaryota; Viridiplantae; Chlorophyta; Chlorophyceae; Chlamydomonadales; Chlamydomonadaceae.
AUCCUGCUUCUGGUUCUGUAGAAACAGCGACGGAACGGCGUCCCCUGACCUUUUCGUAGAAUCCGUCAACACUCUACCUGGACAAACCAGCGCGCUGGACAAAUAAGGCAGGAUACAAUCUACUUGAAAGCGUCAGAAGCGGGGGUGGCUCGGUAGUCAUGCCGGAUUUGUAGUGCCGACCAUAACUAUACUUGAUGCACCCAGACCGACUCAAACACGUUAACUGACUUGUAAGCGGAUCACACAUAACCGAAGCACAUAGAAAGGACCUGUGGCUCCACCUUACGAGCCCGUUUUGAUAACACGACCGCACACAUGCCGAUUCACACGGCGCGCCGGGGCGCCGCCUUGUUGCCCGCAACAGGACUUCUAUUUCUAUUGCUGGCAGCUGUUACAGAAGCGCAUCCUAACCUAUGGCCGUUGACAAGCUCACCGUGCGAUUCGCACCCGGCAGCAAACUAUAAAGGCCACGGCGCUCCAAAGCCGGACAGGUAUGUUGCUGCGACAUGCUUGUAUCACUGUAUAUCUGUGCCUGAAACCGCCAUGCGUUAACCUUGGCCACAUUGCAUCGUCCGCAGCGCCAUCGUGUUUGCUGUGACGCAAGGAACAACUGCGAAGACAGCGCUCUGUGCGGGUCAGACGUAUACCGUUACGGUGUCAUGGGGCACCUCCACGCGCGAGGCGCUGCUCACGGCCAGCCAGGGCAGCCUGGGCAGCACCGGAUCGUGGUGCGUGUCCGCCCGAACAAGAAGAACUACCUAACUCCCGCCGCGAAGCAAACAGCCACGCUGACCCUGCCCGCCACGGCUACCGGUAGCGUGGUACUCAAGGUCACGUGCGCCAGUGGCGAGUUCGACUACUUCCAUCAAAGCUCGGCUACCUUCGCCAUCGACCCGACCAGCUGUGCCGCGACGACCACGACUACGAGCUCCCCAGCCCCCGCGACCACCGGCGCCACCACCGCUAGCCCUGCGCCCACCACCUCAACCACCACCCCGACAGCCACCCCCAGCCCCAGCCCCGCCACCUCAACCGGCACCACCACUGGCACCACCACUGGCACCACCACUGGCACCACCACUGGCACCACCACCGGUACCACCACCGGCACCACCACCACUGGCACCACGAUUGAUACCACUGGCACCACCACCGGCACCAUCACCGGCACCACCUCCUCCACAUCCUCCAGCACCAGCGGAGGCAGCUUCAGCGGCGGCAAGACCUGCGUGACCUCGGACCUGGGCUAUGACUGCUCCCUGGCACUCAAAAGCGGCGCCGUGCUGCACUGGACCCCUGGCGGCGCCUCGCCGCCGCCCAACGCCUGCACCUCCGCCGCCACCGCCACCGCCUCCAGCUCCUCCUCCUCGGCGGACCUGGUGCACAUGGCGCUGUCGUCACCCCAGGCCGGCUACGUGUCCAUUGCCUUCGCGGCCAAGUCGGGUGUUAUGAGCCCGGCAAACGCGCUCAUCGGGCGCAUCGACGCCAGCGGUGCCGCGCUGGUCGAGGCCUACCCGCUUGAGGGGUACGACGUGGGCACGGCCGUGGCGACGUCAGCGUGGGGCGUGGAGGGCGCGGGCGUGGUGUUUACGAGCGCCGGCGGCACGGUGCUGUGUUUCUCCAUUCCCGCCAGCGGUCUGUCCGGAGUCGCGGGCCGUCGGCGUGGGCGCGCACUGGCGCAGGCGGCAUCCAACUUGGGCCUGGACGCGACCGCGCUGCAAGUGAACUGGGCCGUCAACGACUCGCCGGACCUGGUGACGCACAUGGCCAAGGGCGGCCUGCAGCUGAACGCCGUGUCGGGCUCAGCGGCCAUGGCGGCGGCGGAGAAGGAGAAAUUCGUGCAGGUGCACGGCGCACUCAUGGCCCUGUCCUGGAACUUUUUGCUGCCUCUUGGGUUGCUGCUGGCGCGACACCGCUGGGCACUCAACGGGGCUCGCUGCGCCAUGCCCACCGCCGCCAACGCCGACGGCUCGCCGGGCGACCUGUGCGCCAACAACCACUGCUGCGCCAAGGAGAUUUGGUUCUACCUGCACGUCAGCUGCCAGUGCGGCGGCCUGCUGCUAUUCCUCAUUGGCUUCAUCAUCGCGGUCGUGAAGCUGGAGGUGGAGGGAGACAUGGGCACGCCACGCGGCGCACACAAGGUGAUGGGCUAUCUGGUGGCGGCGCUGGCGGGGCUGCAGUUCGUGGUCGCCUUCAUCCGGCCCGCGCCCGGUGCGCCGCGCCGCCCCGUGUGGAACUUCCUGCACCACAACCUGGGCCGCGGUGCGCUGCUGCUGGCGUGGGCCACCGUGUACCUGGGUGUGUACCUGGCGCACCUGAGCUACGAGCAGGUGCUGGCCAGCUGGCUGACUCCUCUGGUGGCAGUGCUGGCGUGCGUGCUGGGCAUUGACGGCGCCCUGACGCUGGUGCGCGGGCCGCUUCUUCACGCGGUGGUGGCACACGCCGCCCGCCUGGCCAAGGUGGCAGAUGCGGAGAAGGGGGCCGCGGGAGGGCCGAACGCCAACUGCGGAGGCAAGAUGCCUAUGGCGGCCAAGGCCAACUCAAUGGGCCGUGUUGCGCCCAUGCCCCUGCUGCUGACGGCAACGCCGGACGGUAGCGACGGCAUGCGUCUGGGCGUGCCAGCGGCAGACUCCAUGUCGCCGCCUGUACCUACGGCGCCCAUGAUGCCCAACUGAAUAAACCAGCAUGCUGAAAGAUUGCUGCCUGGCCGGUAUUGGGGCUGAUGACACAUACAUACAGAUUGACAGGUUGUGGGCUUGGCGCUCUAAGCCAGAUACAGAUAAGUCCACCAAAGCUUGAUCACGUCAGCAGCUUGCUUACGUUUUAUCACCUAACCCAUUCGUUUUCCUAUAGUCAUUCCUUUACCUGGUUCGCUCCUUGCUUGGAGAUUGGUAGUCCAUGCGCUCAAACUAGCAUUUUUCCCCUGGUUACGGUAAGUACGAGACUCGUGAUGGGUUUCUUCGCUUCGAUUUUGAUGAGUGUGGCGGUUGCUCUGGAGCGUGUGUGUUUUAUGACGCUGCCAGCAGUUUAUGAUGGGGUAUAUACACAGGGGCGUGGGCAUGAAGACUCGUAUGCACACCCAGCAACACUGCACGUUGGGCGCUGAGCAUUUGUUCCUAGCGCCACAGUGCUUGUCGGCGGCGGAUGAGUGCACAACGCAUAUGGGUGCAUUCUGCACAUGCAGCUGCAUAUCCAUUCAUUGCAUGCAGGGGGGGCCUGCGCAUGAAAAGCGGUGAAGUGCCGCGUCCUCAGAAACGCUUUCUUGAGGUUUGCAAGCAAGCGAGUCGUGACGUGAGCUCGAUGUGCGCGAGGGGGCAUAUUCAAAGCCAGCACAUACAGGUGCAUUAGUAUCAAGCGGCGCAUGGGUGCGGUGAUAAAGGGUAUGAGGGGACACGGCUUGUUACUGCACGCUUGUUAUUCGUGUGACUUGUGCGUCCGGGGCGCGUACAGUUGUUACACACUUACACGUACGUGCUCUUUGGGAACGACGCUGAACUUGUCAGCCGCAAGGCGUGACGCUUCAUUAUAGAUGCUUUCCUGUGCUGACUGGGAGCAAUGGAUCAUGGCCCUGAAAGAGUGUCGUAUGCGUGUGAGAUUGCGGGCGGAUGUUGUCAUGGAUGCUGGCUUCUGCCGCUUAGAGUGGGCCGCCAGUGCCACUAUUAAAAGGGCACGAGACCCCGCGCACCCACGCCCCGCACCCCUGCCACAGUUGGCACGGUGCUGUGCUGGUUUAGGGAGACGUCUAAAGGACGCUAUAGAUGGCUGCUUCAGGUUGCAGUUGUUGAGAUGAACAGCAUGAUGCUGUGACUGCCAGUGGCGCGUGGGGCUGCGCCUGGCUGCCCCGGGGUGGCCCGGUUGGGCUACCGGUAAAUAAUAAAGAGCAGGUCGGUGUGCGGAAAUUUGCGUACAUACGUAUACUUGUAACGACACGACGUU